This is a messenger RNA of Talaromyces stipitatus ATCC 10500, 3459 nucleotides long. RefSeq names its product Rho GTPase activator Rga, putative. Bases 1 to 3459 code for a protein of 1152 amino acids. The transcript has 6 exons. Gene Ontology annotation, biological process: regulation of GTPase activity; signal transduction. Gene Ontology annotation, cellular component: cytoplasm. The record is from RefSeq and is a predicted model, not a curated record. NCBI's taxonomy places the organism in Eukaryota, Fungi, Ascomycota, Eurotiomycetes, Eurotiales, Trichocomaceae.
AUGGAGUCCCCGGCUGGCUUCUCUGAUGCCGCUAUGGAUCAGGAUGAUAUUCCCUAUCCUUGCAAGGGCUGUGGAGAGAUUCUGGAGGAAGGAAAAGCAUUUGAAUUAGCGGGCAAUAGGUGGCAUAUCGAUUGUUUCCGAUGCAACACCUGUAACACUCUUUUAGAUUCGGACGCUCAUCUCUUACUGCUCGGCGACGGCUCGUUAAUAUGCAGCAACUGCACAUACAGCUGCAGCUCCUGCGGGAACAAGAUAGAGGAUCUGGCCAUCUUGACGGGCGACCAGGCAUUCUGUGCCAACUGCUUCAAAUGUCGAAACUGCAAGCGGAGAAUCGAAAACCUUCGCUAUGCGAGGACGUCCCAGGGUAUUUUUUGCAUGGACUGCCACGAGUCACUUAUGCAGCGACGUCGCAAGAAAAAGACGGCCGCGAAAAAGCCAAGUACUAUAUAUGACAAAUCGCUUCCGUCUCUACCACCGACUAUGGAAGAUGCUCGGGCUAAUCGCGAGCCUGAGACACUACCGGCCAGGGAGUAUUCUGCUUCCCCAGACGUUCCUGGCCGUGGUUAUCCCGUGGAUGAGCGUACGUCAAGCCGUACUCGCUCUGAGGAACCUCCCGCUCAGCAACCAGAACCUACUCAUAAUCAGGUAGAUAAUCUUAUCCUCCCUUCCAGUGCAUACCGCCCCGAUGGGAACAAGCGCCAGUCCACCAUGUCUACAAGGUCGGAUGUUGAUGCCGGAGAGUUCUUAAUACCAGUCGCAUUCGAUCCCACACCUGAAGAACGUGUGACGCCGCGUAGUGAACCUGUUCCAGAAGAAACUCGCCAUCCACGAGACUACAUGGACAAUUCACAUCCAGCAACGUCCUCUCGCCAGGCCUCGGCUGACCGUACAGAAACUAGUCAAGUAUCUGCCCCUCAUAUUGCCUUCCAAGCAAAAGAGCGCCAACCCAGCGACUCCACCACCGAUCAGAACCGCUGGCGACAAGAGCCAACGCCGAAAGUCGCUCAGACGAAGACUGACAGCAGUGAUGGAUUCAAAUUACAGGAAGCGCCGAGAGGGCGGAAAUCUGCUUCAACCAAUAGCUCCAAGUCCGACCUUCACACUGCCAAAGAAGGAACGUCUGUAUCAACAGGUUCUCCCGGAGCCGCUACCGCAACUUCAUCCGAAUCAUCCAAGCCGCCCCAGUCCUUUACGGAAAAGCCCACAAGCCCCUCAGUAUCCAUUUCCUCGCCGCCAGUGCGAUCACCCGGACAGAAUCGUAACAGUUAUAUUGAAAUCGAGACUAAUCGUGUGGAUGCUAAUAGAGCUUUCCCAAAGUUAAACACACUCCAGUUCCCUCCAAAACGAGGAGACUCUUUGGAGCACUUCGUUUCUAGCCAAAUCCAGCGUAAGGAUGUUGGCUCUACUCCUAGAUCUCCAUCCGGUCAGGUCGAAAAGAAGACGAAUGUGGGGGCAGUGACUACAGAACAAGGCCGCGACUCAAAGGAACCAUCUGGUGUUUCUCGGCAACUGACUCAUAUGUCAGAUGAAUCAGAAGGAUCAAGAAAUGCUUCGGCAGAACCUACCAACGUACCGAUUUCUUUGGACAACUAUCACACUCGUAACGGGUCGCACGCUCCUUCUCUUUCGGAUGGUGUCAAGAAUAACCUUAAUUCAUCACCUGGAUUGCUGCGUUAUAGUGGCGGCGGUGACUUUUCGCUGGACGAAGAUUUAGCUCGAAUCCUAGGAGCCGAGGGCCAGGCAGGUAAACGUGAAUCCUUCAAGAGACAGAUGACGAACUCUGUGCGCCAUGGUCGGAGCUAUAGUGAUAAGGGCUCGGUCAUGUCUAAGGACGGCAAGUGGCCUAAAUCUCCAGUCAUUGGUAGCCCUUUUGCGCAAGAUGUCAGCAGCCCUGACACCGCUUCUCCAAGUGAACAACGGGAGGAUAUGAGUUGGUUAAGGGGUGAGCUGCGCAGAGAGCGCCAGCGAGUAGUAGAAAGAGACCAGAAGAUUGCGGAGCUGGAGAGAGCAUUGAAUGCUCAGGCAGAUGUCAGAAAAGCCAACACUGAAUUGCGCGAGAAGCGAUCAACCAUGGUGGUCUUAGAUACCAAGAAGGAAGUGGUGAUGCGCGAACUUGCUGCAAUCACAGAACAUCUUGAUAGAGAAAAGCAUGGCGCUGCUCCUCUGGAUCUGGAAAAAAUCACAAACAGUGUUGUCCGUAGCUUUGCAGAAAAGUUGCAGCAGCUCAAAGACUCCUUUGCUCCACAGAUUGAAGAGCUCAUGCAAAACCGAAAUGACAUCGUGGAGGAAGUGGCAAAUCUUUCACGCAUGAAAGAUAAGAGUUUUCAAGAGUUUGAACAGCUGUCUUCAAAGAAUGCACAAUUGGCAGAAUUGAACAAUCAGCUCGUGAAUCAGAUUCAAGGUCUUUACAAAGCCAGCUCAGCCACAGAAUCAACACGCUCCACAAAUGGGUUAGGCGUUUACUCUCACAACAAAGAAAAAUCUACAGGUUCUGUUGAUGCUUCCAAGGCCGCCGAUCUUGCUUCGUCAGUUUCCACCAUGACGAUCCAAGACGAGGCCGAGCCUGCGACUAUCGUUCCUGGACCCCAGGUUGUCAGUAUCCGCAAAGGACAGGUGCGUAAAUUCAACUGGAAACGAGGAGGGCAGAGUGUGGCCAAGGGUGUUUCCAAGGGACUCAAAGCCUUCUCGGGCGAAAAGGAGAUUAUCGGUCCCGACGGAACAGUUCAGCAAGUCGAGGGAGUCAACCCGCCACUGCCACGGUCUCAAACUCAGGAGCCCAGGUUUGGAUUUUUUGGAAAUCAGAAGCGACAGGCUGCUUGGAAGAAUCAGACAAAUGGAAGCUCACCAGCGUUGGUUGAUGCUGCUCUGACCAGCGAGAGUCUUUUCGGUGUCGAUUUGGAACAACGCCUAGAGCAGGAGAAGAGCAUCAUCCCUUCCAUCGUAACACGCUGCAUUCAAGAGGUUGAGUUGCGAGGAAUGGAUGAAGAGGGCAUUUAUCGUAAAUCUGGCGCGUCGACCGUCACCCAGAUUAUUCGAGAAGGAUUCGAGCACGCAAAUGAUUACGACAUUUCUGAUCCAGACCUUGAUAUCCACGCCGUCACAUCCGCUCUCAAGCAGUACUUCCGCAAGUUGCCUACGCCGUUGAUCACACACGAGAUCUACGAUAGUGUCAUUGAGACAAAUGAGGUUUCUGGGCAAUCCGCUCGGGUCGAGGCGUUGCGUGCAUCACUCGAUGGGCUUCCACGAGUUCAUCGCGAUGUGCUGGAAUUUCUCAUCUUCCACCUGAAGCGCGUCGUGGAACAUGAAAAGACGAACCUUAUGACCAGUCAAAACAUCGCGGUCGUUUUUGCUCCAACAAUUAUGAGACCAAAGGACAUUGCCCGAGAGAUGACGGACGUCCAGAAGAAGAAUGAAGCCUUGAAGUUCAUCGUGGAGAACUGUCAAGAGAUCUUCAUGUAG